Messenger RNA from Bubalus bubalis (water buffalo), 2051 nucleotides. It is a transcript of the gene CA5A, whose product is annotated as carbonic anhydrase 5A. The transcript has 7 exons. The record is from RefSeq and is a predicted model, not a curated record. Gene Ontology annotation, cellular component: mitochondrion; cytoplasm. The coding region runs from base 1032 to 1934 and encodes 300 amino acids. Gene Ontology annotation, molecular function: carbonate dehydratase activity; zinc ion binding. Lineage: Eukaryota; Metazoa; Chordata; Mammalia; Artiodactyla; Bovidae.
ACAUGAGUCUGAGUGAACUCCGGGAGUUGGUGAUGGACAGGGAGGCCUGGUGUGCUGUGAUUCAUGGGGUCGCAAAGAGUCAGACACUACUGUGCGACUGAACUGAACUGAGUUACCUCACCUAGGCCAGGCACAUGAUUAUAAUCCCUUUUCAUUUUGCAGGACGUGAAUUUCAGAGAGGUUAAGCAACACUCUUAACUGGAGCGUGGCAGUGCUAUUGCUUCAAGGAGGAAGCUUGCGAGCUGUGGCAGGAAAGGUACUUAGAAUGUGGGAUGUGGAGGUCCCUGUCAAAACUUGCCAAGGGACAAGUUUUGUCUUUGUCCUAAGAUAACUCGAAGCCUUUACAAGGUUUUAGGACAAGGGUGUGUAUGAUGAGAUUUGCAUUUUCAAAACUCACUCUGGCUAGAGUGUUGGAAAAUGAGUUGGGGGUGGGGAGGAGGGGUCCUGACUGGACUUGGGGAGAGCAGUGGAGGCUGUGGCAGGGGUCCAGGCAAGAGAUGAUGGAGACUUGGACUAGGGUGGUCACAGUGGUGGUAGAGAGGCAGGGGGCACAGAAUCAGAAGAUUCCAAGGGGUGAUUCAACAGGACACAAGCACAAAUCUGACCCUCGGGUGGGCGGGGGUAGCGGGGUGGAGUGCUCGAUGCCACCUGGACCUGCAGAUGUGAGACUUGAUGGAUAGUUGUGCUGUUCCAGGAGCCUGCCCGGGGCCGUGCCACCCUGGGGCCCCUUCUGUAGUUCCUCCCCCUCCCCAGACACUGGGAAGAGACCUGGUUUGGGGUGAACUGGGGUCCUGGGAACAGAGCUCAGAGACAAUCCAGGGGAGUGGGAAGGAGCAGGAUCCAGCAUGCCCUGUAGCUCCACCCCCACCUGGCGGGGAAUUCCACCCAACCCAGGACCAGCAACUGCUGCGUGUUCUGAGCCAUGAAGAAAUUUAAGGAAGUAUCAUCAGUAAAAAUUCCCUUAACGUAAAAUUAACCAUUAACCAUUCAAAGGUGUACAACCCAGUGGCACCAAGUGCAUUCACAGUGGUAUGCAACCGUCAGUAACUGGUUCCCGCAUGUUUUCAUCACCUUUCCCGUUACCUGCCCUCCUUCCCCCCUCCUGCCCCAGCUCCUGGCAGCUGUCUGUCUGGAUGUUUCCUAUAAACGGCAUCACACUGCACCCCGUCUGGAAGGGUCCAGCCUCCGUGCCAGGGGGCACCCGGCAGUCCCCCAUCAACAUCCGCUGGAGGGACAGUGUCUACGAUCCCCAACUGAAGCCCCUGGGGGUCUCCUACAACGCGGAGGCCUGCCUCUAUGUCUGGAACACCGGCUACCUCUUCCAGGUGGAAUUCGACGACUCCACCGAGGGGUCAGGAAUCAGCGGUGGCCCCUUGGAAAACCACUACAGACUAAAGCAGUUCCACUUCCACUGGGGAGCAGUGAAUGAGUGGGGCUCAGAGCACACGGUGGACGACCGUGUGUACCCCGCAGAGCUGCACUUGGUUCACUGGAACGCUGUGAAAUACCAGAACUACACAGAUGCCGUGACAGGAGCAGACGGCUUGGCGGUGGUAGGUGUAUUUUUAAAGCUGGGGGCCCGCCACGAGGAGCUGCAGGAGCUGGUGGCAGUCUUGCCAGACAUAAAGCACAAGGACGCGCGAGCAGCCCUGGGCCCCUUCCAGCCCUCCUGCCUGCUGCCUGCCUGCCAGGACUACUGGACAUACCCAGGCUCCCUGACCACGCCGCCACUGUCGGAGUCAGUCACCUGGAUCAUCCACAAGAAGCCCAUCGAGGUGGCUCAGGACCAGCUGGCCGCGUUUCGCUCGCUCCUGUUUUCGGUGCCUGGUGAAGAAGAGAAGACGAUGGUAAACAACUACCGCCCACUCCAACCCCUGAUGAACCGGAAGGUCCGUUCGUCCUUCCAGGCCACUCACGAGGGAGCAAGACUCUAAAUUCACUCUGUCCACGCUAACAGGUAGAACUGACUUUAACAAGAGAAAGUAUUGUUUCCUGGGCUUCACGGUCCGAUCGUGUGUAACCUUUGAAAUUAAAAAGAGAGCAAAAGGUUA